AUGAGCGAGUCUGAGCAACCCGGUUUUGAUCCCAUCAUCGGGCAAGUUCAUGGCGAGGUAAGGGCCAUGACGGGAGCGAAUGACGAUGCGACCGGUAGUUCGCUAUCGCUCGAUAGACAGUGGGUGCAGUCCAAGGGCGGAGAAUACUUCUUCUCGCCGUCGAUCGAGGCGCUUAACGGUGCGCUCUCGGGUGUCACCCAACCGUAG
This is a messenger RNA of Didymosphaeria variabile, 207 nucleotides long. Its product is annotated as dye-decolorizing heme-containing peroxidase. The record is from RefSeq and is a predicted model, not a curated record. Bases 1 to 207 code for a protein of 68 amino acids. NCBI's taxonomy places the organism in Eukaryota, Fungi, Ascomycota, Dothideomycetes, Pleosporales, Didymosphaeriaceae. The transcript has 2 exons.